AUGUCAGCCCGCAAACAUGUCGUCUGGGACAUAGUCGGCACCUGCGUCUCUUACGAUGCGCCCGUGCGCACCGUCACGGCCCUGCUCGGCCCUGUUCUCUCCAAGCACAACAUUCUCCCCGCGACAUUUGUGCACCUGCUCAAUGAAACCGCCGAACGGGAAUACACCUUCCUUUCCAUCUCCAACCGCUACACGCCCUACUUCACUGUUAUGCGCCUCCUCUUCUACCGCGUCCUGCUGUCCCUGGGCAUUCCCAAUCCGCGAGAGGUGGUCAGCGAGGCGGACGUGGACGCAGUGAUGGAUAGCUUCGCAAACCUUGAAGUCAGGGACGGGGUCAAGGAGUGCUGGGAGAGGUUACGCGCUGAAGGCUUCACGAUGUGGGCGUUCACCGCAGGCGACGCAUCCUCUGUGCAGGGCAUGCUCGAGAAAGGCGGGGUGUCGUUGCCAGUAGAGCAAUUCCGGAGCUGCGAUUCGGCUGGGGUUGGGAAGCCGCAUUCGGAGUCCUACAAACCUUUGUUAGAGGAAUUAAGGGCCGAUGCGGGCGGGGAGGAGGUUGAGACGUGGUUUGCCGCGGCGCAUCAGUGGGAUGUGAGUGCGGCGAAGAGGUCUGGAUUCGAUAGGGGUGCGUAUGUUACAGUGCUGGAGGGCGAGGCAGUGGAUGAGCUGUUUGGGAAGAUGGACGUUACUGCUGAAAGCUUUGAGGAGCUUGCGGAGGGGAUCAUCAGGGUGUCGAAAGCAGGCGCUGUGCGGUCUGAGCAUGGGGACUGA
Molecule: messenger RNA, 768 nt
Organism: Cyphellophora attinorum
Lineage: Eukaryota; Fungi; Ascomycota; Eurotiomycetes; Chaetothyriales; Cyphellophoraceae
Exons: 1
Coding region: 1-768 (255 amino acids)
Source: RefSeq, a predicted model, not a curated record